AAACCAAGCACCAAAAAUGACAACAAAACUAGGUGGGAUUCCACAUGAUGUUCUCCAGGAAAUGGAAAACAAAUUUUCCUCUGAUCCUAAAAACAAACUGGCGCAAAAUGUGUGUUACACAACUAAUCCAAGACAAGUCAUGAAAAGUCAAUCAGAUCUUCAAGAUCAAGUGCAUGUAUUUAAUUGCAAGGUACCAGUGGAAGGUAAACCAAUGACGAAUCAGAAAGCUUCUGGGCGCUGCUGGAUAUUUGCUUGUAUGAAUGCCAUGAGGUGUAGUGUGAUGCCUCUAUUCAAAUGUGAUGAAUUGGAGUUUAGUCAAAAUUACCUCUUCUUCUGGGAUAAGCUGGAGCGUUGCAACUAUAAUUUGGACUCUUAUAUUGACUGUGCUCGUCGGGGGGAAACAUUUGAGGGACGACUUGUGAGCCAUCUUCUUGUUUCCCCAUCAGAAGAUGGGGGACAAUGGGAUAUGCUUGUAAACCUCAUAGAGAAAUAUGGAGUUAUUCCCAAAACUUGCUUCAAGGAUGCACAAAGUGCCCAAGAGUCAAGGGCUAUGUGUGGAGUUAUCAACAAUAAGAUGAGAGAGUUCUGCAAGAGACUGCACACAAUGGUCUCUGAAAAAGCUUCUGAUGAAGAAAUCCAGAAGGAGAAAUCUCUGAUGUUACAGCAGAUUUACACCAUUCUCUCCAUUUGUUUGGGAACUCCACCAAAGACCUUCACCUGGGAGUAUUAUGACAAGGAUAAAAAAUACCAGAAGAUUGGACCAAUAUCUCCUGUGGAAUUCUACAGAACUCAAAUCAAACCAGUGUAUAAUAUGAAGGAUAAGUUGUGCAUUGUGAAUGAUCCAAGAGCAAAGAAUCCCUAUAACAAACUUUAUACUGUGGAGUAUCUAAAUAAUAUGACUGGGGGCCAGCCUGUGUUGUAUAUAAACCAGCCCGUGGAUGUGUUAAAACAGCUCACAAAGAAGGCCCUGUCAGAAGGAGAGGCUGUCUGGUUUGGCUGUGAUGUUGGGAAGUUUUGUAGCAUAAAACCAGAUGGAGUCCUUGACCUCAAGGCACUGGAUUAUAACCUGGUGUUUGGAUUCUCCGGCCUUGGACUGGAUAAAGAGGGCCGACUUAAUUACGGGGAAUCACUGAUGUCACACGCCAUGUUGAUCACUGCUGUUCAUGUAGAAAAUGAUGGACCUACAAAAUGGAGAAUUGAAAAUUCAUGGGGUGAUGGCGAUGGUGAUAAGGGUUAUUUGGUGAUGUCAGAUGACUGGUUUUCAGAAUUUGUUUAUGAGGUUGUCAUUGACAAAAAAUACCUGACUGAGGAAAUCCUGGCUAUAGCAAAACAAUCUCCGGUCAUUCUUCCAGCCUGGGACCCGAUGGGGGCUCUAGCCAAACUCUGAUGUUGGACCAGAUUAAUGAACAGUGUAAUGAAAAAUGUUCAUUAUAAUCAAUAGUACCAAAGUCAAAUAAAAUGGCUAAGACUGAUAUAUAUACUGUAGAAUAUAUUUAUCUUUUAUAAUUUAUUUUUUCCUCACAACUUUAUUAUUGAAGAAGAAGGGGCAAUAAACCUUCAAUUUAACCUUUGAUAUACAUGUAUCUACUCAAUAGUUAUUAAGGACAGCUGAUAAAAACAAAAAAAAAUUCAUGGAUUGGUAUACAUUUUAAAGCCCUUUUUGGUUGUUAGUGAUGCAAAUAUAAAAUUUCUAAAAUAUUAAGAGAUUGUCAAUUGUUUGUGAUGUUCAAAAUUCUACCUUUCAGCAGUCACCCUUAUAAAUCUUUACAACUUUUUAUCACUUUAUAGGACAUUAUUGUGAAACUUUAAAUAAAAAAAUUAAAAUCUAUGCAGUUAAACUUAUUCAUUUUACUUAUAUAAACAUGACCUAAGUUGUUAUUUUCAUUUUUUUUUUUUUUUAGAAAGUUUGUAUCAUCUGUCCUUAAAAAUAAAAAGUGAAUGAGAUAGAAAAGUUGGUAACUUGGGUUUUCUUAUAUUUAUUUUAUGAAUACUGUAUACAGGGUUAUUUUCACCCUGUGUUAUUUUUGCCCUUUAACACUUGUAACCAAUUUUGUCGCAUUUAAAUUUUGUCCAGUCAUAUUUCUGUUGAAGAAAUUAUAGUGUGUUCUUUGAAAUCACCCUGUUUUAAAUUCGCCCACCUGUGAGUAGGGCGAAAGGGGUGAAAAUAAAACGGGGGCAAACAUUUCCCAGUAUACAGUAUUCAUUAAUGUUCCUCUCUAUGUGUAAUCAGUACUUGUCAGGUAAUUUGAUGUUGAUGCAAAUGUAUGAAAUUGUCUUUAAAUUUGAAUUAGGAAUAAAUAUUGUAAAUUGAAUUUAUAAUGAAUUUGUAGUUGAUAUAAAAAAUUAAUGUUUUUGAUUGCCAUUUACGUAUAGAAAAAGAUGAAAUGUCAUAUAGUAUUCUUUGGGAUUAAAUAGAACAGUGAUUGUAUUGAUAUGAGAUUAAAAUGUCUACUUUUCUUCCUCA
This is a messenger RNA of Saccostrea echinata, 2464 nucleotides long. RefSeq names its product bleomycin hydrolase-like. Bases 17 to 1387 code for a protein of 456 amino acids. Gene Ontology annotation, cellular component: cytoplasm. Gene Ontology annotation, biological process: proteolysis; L-homocysteine catabolic process; response to toxic substance. Gene Ontology annotation, molecular function: cysteine-type aminopeptidase activity. The transcript is spliced from 11 exons. The record is from RefSeq and is a predicted model, not a curated record. NCBI's taxonomy places the organism in Eukaryota, Metazoa, Mollusca, Bivalvia, Ostreida, Ostreidae.